Molecule: messenger RNA, 2490 nt
Organism: Scylla paramamosain (green mud crab)
Lineage: Eukaryota; Metazoa; Arthropoda; Malacostraca; Decapoda; Portunidae
Product: growth hormone secretagogue receptor type 1-like
Exons: 4
Coding region: 1394-1810 (138 amino acids)
Biological process (GO): G protein-coupled receptor signaling pathway
Cellular component (GO): plasma membrane
Molecular function (GO): G protein-coupled receptor activity
Source: RefSeq, a predicted model, not a curated record
AGAGAGAGAGAGAGAGAGAGAGAGAGAGAGAGCGUCACGGCUUACCUCUCCACUCUCUAUUGCCGUCUGCUAGAGAGAGGACUUACCGCUCUGCCUCUCUCUCACUCCCUCACUCGCCCUCACUUGACCCGCGCCUCGCCUCGCACUCACACGCUCGCUCGCCUCUCUCACCGAAGCACUGCAGUUUUGAGUCGCGCCGUACCUGUUACUCUCCCAGCACUCUCCCAAAACACCCUGUCUCUACUUUCCUUUGUGUUUCCUUCUUUCCUUAUUCCCUUCUUUAUUUCCUCUCGUCUUUAUCUAUAUCUAUCUUCAGUGCCUUUAAAACAGUUAAUUUCUCACCUUACUCUUCCCCUUCCUCUCCCUCACUCACUUCUUCCUCUUCUUCCUCUUCUUCUUUCUCCUUCUCUUCAUCCUCUCUCUUCUCAACGUGUCUAAAAACGUGAAAUUUCUGUCCAUUUUAUCUUUCUUAGCACAAAACACUCUUGCAUACUUUAGUUCCCCCUCGCCUUCUUCUCCCCCCGCCUCCUCCUUCACGCCCCUCCAAACAACAGCCCCACGCCCGCACGAGGUUUUCAAACACCAUUCGCUCCGUACUCGCUAACCUGAACGAGGAGAACCACUGUGUUAUUUCACCAAGAGUUCUACUGACGAAGGAAAAAUACUCGGGCAUUACAUUGGAACUCCCCGCUUCAUCAUCAUCCUCUUCCUCUUCCUCCUCCUGCUGAGUGAGAAGAGGUAAAAAAAAAAAUUCUUCUGGAAACUGGAAAAUUGUCGCCAAGAAUUUCACAUCUGGGAUAAUUCUGGAAGUGUUUUGUUUUUUUUUUUUUUUUUUCAUCUCGCUGCAAGAUCCUCAGAGUGACAGACAGGAGGUGCGGCUUUCGUCUUACCUUUUUCCUUCUUACCUGGCGAAGUCACUGGAGGGUUCCUGCGCGUGCCGACUACAGAGUGGGAGCGUCCUGACGGCAGUGCGCGUCCUUCCAGCCCUUUGAACUGGAGUCCUGAGGGUCCUUUGAAAACUUGUGAAGGGUCCUUUGUUCCCGCGUAGGACAUCUCUUGUUGGACAGCUCGCGGCCGCGGUUCAGGCACCAGCGUUCUGCUGCCGCUACUGCUGCAGACGGUGGUGAGGCUGCUGCAGGAAUCCCCUUGUACUUGACGCAGCAGCAUCUUCCUCCCGUCUCCCGGGGCACCGCAACGAUCCCCGGGGAGACCCGCGCCCACCAGGUCUCGCGGGGGGGCGAAGGCGACGCUGCCAGGGUCAAUGAAGGGUGAAUGAAGAAUGUGAAACGCAACACACCCUGACGCGCCUUCGGGGACACGGGGCGCCUCGCCUCUGACGGGGACGCCUCCCUCACUCUCGCCGCUCAUUCACAGAGCCUCCGCUAGUCUGGCCAUGAACGCAAGUGUGGGCGCGGCGCCCACGCGGCCUCCCGGCGCGGCGGGCUGGAACGGCACCACGGACGACCCUCUGUACGACUAUCCGCUGGCCGGCGCGGAGACGUGGGACAACGCCAGCGGUGGCGUCGGCGGCGGCGGCGCGACGAACGAGUCUGAGUACGACUACGACUACGAGGCGGCGCUGGACACGUUCUUCUGGAGCCAGCUGGCGCCGCCGCUGGCCGUGUACGCCGCCACCUACGUGGUGGGCGUGGCAGGCAACGGACUGAUCAUCUUCACCAUCUGCCGCUUCCGCCGCCUCAAGACGACCACCAACGUGUUCCUCGCCUCGCUCGCCUCCGCCGACCUGCUGCUCAUCCUGCUCUGCAUCCCCGUCAAGGUGAGUCGCCUCACGUCCCGCUGCGCCCCUUAAACCCGCCACACAUCUUCUAAAAGGGUGAUUUCCACAAGGCAUUUAACACCCCCAAUCAGCACAACUCAAUCCAGCCUGGCACCCUCCCCCCUCCACACCCUCCCACCCUCCCGAUCCUCCCGAAUCCCCCUCUGACGGCCCUCACGGUUCUCCCACCCUAACGACCCAGACGACCUUCCCAUCCCCUCCCGCCCUCCCCGAGACUGAGUCCUUCAGUUUACACACCCCUCAUUCAAGGUCACGUUCUCCGCCUUCCCGCCUUAUCAGUGCCAGUCACGAAAGCAAACUGUUGUCCUCCUCCUCCUCCUCCUCCGGCGUCUUAUCUUCCACCAUCUCCACCACCACCACCUCUUAUGCAUUAGUGUCUUUUUUGUCAUUUUAUUUGUCCUCCUCCUCCUCCUCCUCCUCCUCCUCCUCCUCCUCCUCCUCCUCCACUACAAUCGCCCCCAUUCUCAUCGAUGUCAUCUUUGCGUCAUUUUCCUCCUCCUCCUCCUCCCACCACCUCCUCGCCUUCCACCACCACCACCACCACCACCCCCUUCAUUCGGUGUAAACAGGCAGAGUAAAUGAAAACAAAUCUUGUAAGCCAAACGCAGCUCCUGGGAAGGCGCCGCAGCAGCCCGCCUGAGCCCCGCCCCACAUACACAAACCAGGGGGUCGUUAAACACAGCGACAGAGAG